Molecule: messenger RNA, 948 nt
Organism: Clarias gariepinus (North African catfish)
Lineage: Eukaryota; Metazoa; Chordata; Actinopteri; Siluriformes; Clariidae
Product: olfactory receptor 52B2-like
Exons: 1
Coding region: 1-948 (315 amino acids)
Biological process (GO): G protein-coupled receptor signaling pathway
Cellular component (GO): membrane
Molecular function (GO): G protein-coupled receptor activity; olfactory receptor activity
Source: RefSeq, a predicted model, not a curated record
AUGGAGCAACUACUUUACAAUAACACAUUCAGUUUCAACCUUCAAAUUUCCAGAUUUGAUACAUCUCCUCAAGCUGUUUAUCCUGUUUUUAUUAUUGGAGCUUUAAUCUAUUUAUUUGCAGUGUUCUGUAAUGUAACUAUUCUAACAUUGAUUGUCACACAGCAAACUCUUCAUAAGCCCAUGUUUUACAUUUCUUUUAGUCUUCCUUUGGCAGAUUUAAUGGGAAUAACAUGUGCUUUGCCCAGAGUGCUUCUGGAUAUUUUAACCCAAACAAAUAUGGUCUACUACCCAACAUGUGUUCUGCAGGGUUUUCUGCUUCAUUUGUAUGCCACUAGUGUACUUUUUAUUCUGGCAGCAAUGUCAUUCGAUCGCUACAUAGCGAUAUGCAAACCACUGAGAUAUAAUUCUAUAAUGAGUCCCUGCACAGUUAGUGGUGUGAUAGCACUGGCUUGGGGUCUUGACUUUGCUUUGAUUGUUGUGUUGUUUGCUCUUCAGGCAAGACUUCCAAAAUGUAAAACAAUCAUUUUUAAUGUGUAUUGUAGCAAUAAUACACUGUUACAACUUUCAUGUGAUGGUGACCUUACUGUGAAUAAUGUUUAUGGAUUAGCUAUAACAGGAGUUGUGCAGGGCAUAUGUGUGACUAUUCAGUUACUCUCUUAUGUACAAAUUCUUAAAGUCUGUCUUUUGCGCACACAAAUUGAUGCUAGACGUAAGGCUGUAAAUACAUGCUUAGCACAGAUAAUUAUUUUUGUUCUGUAUGAAAUAAUUACAACCUUCACAGUACUUUCAUAUCGUUUACAGAAUAUACCACCUGAUGCACAAAAAAUAUGUGGUAUGCUAAUUUUUACAAUUCUUCCAGUUUUGAAUCCAAUUAUAUAUGGAAUAAAAACCAGAGACAUUCGAAAUUCAUUCAUCAUUGUCUUUAAAAAACAGAUGACAUUUAAAUAA